Haemonchus placei is the source of this 243-nucleotide messenger RNA. The record is from the annotation of a GenBank genome assembly. NCBI's taxonomy places the organism in Eukaryota, Metazoa, Nematoda, Chromadorea, Rhabditida, Trichostrongylidae.
CACACUGUAAGAUGGCUUCUGCUUUCUGUUGAUCUGCUGGAUCCUUCGGGAUCUGGGGGACCAGCUUGUGGUUCUUCCGAAUUCUCUUCUACCUACCGAAGCUAUCCUCAGCAAUGGGCGAGCAUUGAAGCUCUUGGAGAAGAGAAGGUAGACGCCAAUCAAGUGAGUGUCGCGCUUUUUGGAUGGACUCAAAUGAAUAUUUUUCAGGAGUACCCACCAAUUAUUAAAAUUAAGUUGAAUUGA